AUGCGUUCCCUAGCAACGCAUCCUUGGCGGCCAAAUCUCGCGCUCGAUGCACUCCCAGGUCCGACCACGCUGCAUGGUCAAACAGCCCCUUCAGCACUUCGUUCGACACCUCAUACCCCGUACAAUCCGCUAUUUGGACGCCGAGAUACUCUUCUGUCAUACACUACCACAUCUAUACACAUACACACAAUGGUGAGUAACACGCUGGAUUUGUUUACUGCAGAGGGAAGCGGGGAGUGAGUGGUUGCUGCGCAUUCGCUGGUUGGCUGCCGCUGCCGGUCAACAAGCAAGGAACAAAAGCGGCAGCGACACAAACAGACCCCUUUCAGGUUCCUUUUGUUGGCGCUCUGUUACACGACGUCCAAACACACAUCUACCUGCUCGGCGCACGCACUCGACCGCGGCUCUUAAACAGAAACAUAUGCACAACGAGCCGUCAACAAGGAGCUGAAACAAAAGAACACAAUGAAUAACCACGACCACCAGGCCUCCACCAACUACCGCGAAGCAUUCCAGCUCUUCGACAAGCGCGGCAACGGACGCGUCGACCGCGGAUCUCUGGGCGACUUGCUGCGCGCCUGUGGGCAGAACCCUACCCUCGCCGAGAUUACGGAUCUCGAGCGCGGUGUAGGCACCGACUUCGACUUCGACACCUUCUCCAAGAUCCUCAACCGCCCCGGCGGCUUCCGCGAACCCUUCGACAUUGAAGAAUACAUCCGCGGGUUCCAGGUCUUCGACAAGGACCGGUCAGGCUUCGUCGGCAAGGGCCAGAUCAAGUACAUUCUGACAAACUUGGGCGAGAAGAUGACCGAGGAGGAGGUCGACGAGCUGUUCAAGAGCACAAUCGACGCAAGCAACGACGAAGUCGACUACAGGGAAUUCGUCAAGACGAUUGCAGAGAACUAG
Molecule: messenger RNA, 906 nt
Organism: Ascochyta rabiei
Lineage: Eukaryota; Fungi; Ascomycota; Dothideomycetes; Pleosporales; Didymellaceae
Product: ATP-dependent 3'-5' DNA helicase, variant 2
Exons: 3
Coding region: 466-906 (146 amino acids)
Biological process (GO): mitotic actomyosin contractile ring assembly
Cellular component (GO): myosin II complex
Molecular function (GO): calcium ion binding
Source: RefSeq, a predicted model, not a curated record